This is a messenger RNA of Drosophila miranda, 1132 nucleotides long. RefSeq lists its product as uncharacterized. The record is from RefSeq and is a predicted model, not a curated record. The coding region runs from base 469 to 804 and encodes 111 amino acids. The transcript has 2 exons. NCBI's taxonomy places the organism in Eukaryota, Metazoa, Arthropoda, Insecta, Diptera, Drosophilidae.
CUGCCAUCUCAAUUGCGGAACAAAACAAAGAAAUCUUUUUUAUUAGAUUUGUGGGGUGGGGGAGAUUUUUCCGUAGACGGCCGAUUUAAACCGAUUUAAAACCAUUAAUCCGACCACAGAGCAGACCAUCGCUGAAACUGGGCUACCGGCAACACCAUCGCCCUAAAGCCAGCCGAGCAGUCAAUGUGGUGCCUGGUUUCGGUGGCGGCCGGCGCUGCCCUGGCCAAUCACGCAGAUGUCGCCAAGUACGUGCCCUGCAUCUCCCCAGCUACGACAGACUGCCGGAAUGUACCACUGCCGGUGUGCGGAAAGAAUAUCCGUGCCCAGGUGUAGCUCUGUCUCCUAUUCUACGGCGUGUAUCCGGCCAACGACUGUAUAUCCGCCUUCUGGCGCUGUGACGAAAGGACUGGCCUGCGAAUCAGUUCAGCUGGUAGUCAGUCGUGGGCAGCGACAAGGCUCUGAUCGGCGAUGGUACCACCUGUGACAGCUGUUACAACGUCCACGAUGAGGCCGACUGCUGCAACCGGCCAGGAGACUUUCAGUGUCCCAUCAACAAGCAUCGCAUAUCGGCCAAGCAGAUCAAUGAGAUUGUAUCAACUCAUCCCAAGGCCAAAACUGUUAAUCUCCUUGAUGACAGUCCAACGGUGGACUCCGCUUAAUGAUGCGACCAAUGAUCUGUCUAGGGCCAUCUUUGAUGACGGUCCGUCGCCUUUGCCUGCGAAACCGUUGCCAAAGUCUCUCUUUGAUGAUGAUCUGGAAGAUGACUUCCUAAGCUCCUUUUCGCCCAAGCCAAAGCCACCAUAACAAAAACUUAAAUCCUCCCUAUUCGAUGACGAUGAUUAGGAUAUAGAUGAUAUUUUUGUCAAGCCAUCGAUGCAGCCGAACAAUCACUCAGAGAGAUUAGUUGGAAAAAACCUCUCUGUUUGAUGAUGACCUUGACCAGGAUGAUGUCCUUGAUUUGUUUGGCUCAAAGACCAGCAACAUUACGACUGUUUUUUUUUUUUUGUUGAACUAUUUUGUUUAACCCUUUAAGCCUAAAAACUAGCCAAUCUUGUAGAACAUUUAUUCAUCAAUGGCCUAAAAUUAGUUAGCCAGAAUUAUUCAACGAAAUAUAGAAAUUGAACAAUAUAAA